This is a messenger RNA of Xenia sp. Carnegie-2017, 4019 nucleotides long. Its product is annotated as HEAT repeat-containing protein 1-like. Gene Ontology annotation, molecular function: snoRNA binding. Gene Ontology annotation, cellular component: 90S preribosome; t-UTP complex; small-subunit processome. The record is from RefSeq and is a predicted model, not a curated record. The transcript has 32 exons. Gene Ontology annotation, biological process: maturation of SSU-rRNA from tricistronic rRNA transcript (SSU-rRNA, 5.8S rRNA, LSU-rRNA); positive regulation of transcription by RNA polymerase I. The coding region runs from base 29 to 3730 and encodes 1233 amino acids. NCBI's taxonomy places the organism in Eukaryota, Metazoa, Cnidaria, Anthozoa, Malacalcyonacea, Xeniidae.
AAAUACAAGUCUUCGUGUUGCCUCCACCAUGAUGCAAACUCUAGAUGAACAACAGAUUACGACAAUCACAUCGGACAUUUCACCAGUAUUGCCAUCUCUGUUGGUCUGUUUGAUGAGUCCCGUUGAACUUAUACGUCAAAGUGCGUUGGAUGUAAUAUUUGGAUUGGUUUCCGUAUCACAAUGUUCUGAUAAAACUACUGUGAUGAAUUUGGCAAAACUCUUCGUUGAUUCUACUCAAGAAAUUGUUGCUGACGAAGCAUUUAUUAGCUGCGUUUUGCAGCGUCAUCUUCAAACCAACAAAAGCAGCGACAAAAAGAAAUCUCGGAAACGUGAAGUCCCUUCGGAUAUUUUGACUUACUUGCUUAGUCGUACAUUUGCUAAAGAUACACCUUCGUACAUUGUGCGGUCACUUUUGAAAGCUCUUGUUAAAGUUGACUCAGAGCAAUUUAUAAUCAUGGGCAAAAGUAUUUUUACGAAAACUCCAACGGAUGUGAUUAAUUCAAAAGAAAUUUCAUAUGACGAGAGCAUCGUGUUACUUCAAUUGAUAAAAAAGUUCACUCCACGUACUGCACAUAUUUUUGCUAUUGAUGUCGAUUUCCUUGAAAUUUUUCUUCAACUAUUGGAAAGGACCAAACCCGGGUUCCCUGGUCACAUGACACCACAGGAAGCCAUUCUCAACCAGAUAACGGCUGAAUAUUUUGCUUCAUUAAAUCACGAAGACAUUCAAAGUCAAAUUUUCAAUAAGUUGAUUGAUGUCCUUCUUGAUACAGACAAUUUGAAAAUAUCGACGAAGAUUAAAACCGUUUUAAAACAGAUUCCUGUAUCUUCGAAUGUUGUCCUCAAGAUGCUGAAUAAUUUAAUGGCGGAAGAAAGACCAAAACAAGGGAAAAGGAAGAAAUCUAAAGAUGAAAAUGUGGACGAAAGUUGCAUUUUGUUCCUUCCACAUUUGCAGAAAACAAUUGUGAUGAUUGAAAUGUUACAUUCGAAAGAUAACUUUAAAAACGCAGGAAUUUUGCUUCCAGCUCUAUUCAAGAUACUCUCCGUAUGUGUUGAGAUGCAAUCUCCAAACUCCGUGGAUUAUCUUAAACAAAUUCUCCUUUCAACCAUUUUAAUGACUUGUCAAUCUAUUGUUGGUGAAAAUAAAUUAAUUCCACAAGGCGUCCUUAAUGAAGAUCAUUUUAGCGUCGAACAAAUUGUUCACUGUAUUCGUGUGUCUGAGAAUCCUCAAACUCAUCAUCAUGCUCUAUCUUUAUUGGCUAUUGCUGCAAAGCUCUUUCCUGAAAAGGUCCUUCAUAAUGUUAUGUCUAUUUUUACCUUCAUGGGUGUCAAAAUCCUUCGUCAAGAUGAUUCGUACAGCUUUCAAAUAAUCCAACAAACAGUUGAAGCUGUUAUUCCAGAACUUUUACAGGGAUAUAAAAAUAAACCAAAUGGGCUAUCUCAAGUGACUAAAGUGAUGCGUGUUUUUGUGGAUGCGUAUCCUCAUAUUCCCGAGCAUCGUCGUUUGCCUGUAUUUGUUCAUCUUUUGACAACGUUGGGAGCUCCGACAUACGUUCAUGUUUGUUUGGCAUUGUUUCUUGGGAAAAUAUCAAGCAAAGAUACAAAGAGUGAAAACAAAGAGUCGUGUUUGGCAUUUUGCAGUUUUUUAUGUGCUGAAUUUUCUCUUGAAAUACAGAUGAAGUCUCUUGUUAGUUUGUUGGAAUAUCUGGCCACAAUUCCAGAGCAAAAACCAGAAGGUUACAACAGGAAGCGUUAUGUUGAUAGUUCUGGUAUUGUUUUUGAUGUAAACACUCAUUCGAACAAGGAAUUACAUCAGUUCAAAUUAAGUGGAUUGGAACUCAUGUUAAAUGUUCUUAGUGAUGUAAAAAUUGUGUCUCAGUCAAGUAAUGAGAAAACUACAACAGAUGGAGAGGAAAAUAUGUAUUACAGUUUACUUGAAACCUGCCUUGCAUACAUAAUCCGUAAAUCUCAUUCUGAUAAGACAAUCAACGAAGCAACGGAGAAAUUCAUUCGCGUAUUAAUACACAAAAUUUAUCAGAUUAUCGAAAAGGUUUGUGACCUACUUCCUCAAACUGAAUUCAUCAGUAUUACGUCACAGCUUCUACAUGACGAGGACUUUCUCACGCGAAGGAAAUGCAUGGAUUUAUUUUGCAAGAGAAUGCUCAGAAAUACCUGUCCUUGCAACUUAGAAGAGACAGAGAAAUUGUUGUCUCUCCUUGAUGCUAUUUUGCCUUUGAUACAAGAUACGGAAGGUUCAAUAUCUUAUAAACAGUCGUUGUUCAAAAGUGUCGUUGUAAUAUCAAAGCUGUUAGAUGCUGAUCAUAACAUUUCGCUGAAGAAGGUAUUUCCUGUUGCCAUUGAAGUGGUGCAUGAUGGGGAUGUAAAGAUUGCCUCCACUGCGUUACAUUGUCUUGCCGAACUAUGCUCUUUGUUGAAAGUACACACAAUACCAUUCGUACCAAAGCUACUACUAAUUAUCCUACAAAUACUCCAAUGCAAGGAACGUGCAAUGAGAUCUCAAACUUUGUGGAUGAACUGUUUGAUGCUUUUGCAAAACAUUAUCAAUGAUUUGCCAAACUUUCUCAGUCCAUACCUUAAAGACAUCAUUCUACAACUUGUUGGACCAAAUUUUGCGAGCUUUGAUGAACAUGGAUCGGAGAAAAACUCAAUUUGGCGGAAACAGAUUUCAAGCAGUAUUGUGAGAUUGAGAGGUGACAUUGCUGUCAGAGUCAAGCCACGUAUCUUAAUUCCAAAGAUAUCAAAAUGCUUGGAUGAAAUUGUUUCAAAUGAACAAAAUAAUUCAUUAACUGCCUUGUUUGAGUUGGUUGAUAAUUGUGUAACUAAUAUGACCAAAGAAGAUGUGGCGAAUCAUCACAAUGAACUUCUGUCAAUGUUUGUGUCUGCUUUGGAUUAUUGCUCCCGACAUGUUGAGGAUUCUAAAAAUGAAAACUCGUAUAGAAAUGAAGAAUCAGUGAUUGUUGCUUUUAUCAGCUUAAUCAUGCGAUUGUCAGAGUCUCUGUUCAGACCAAUGUUUUUGAAGUUAGUGGAUUGGGCGACAAAGUCGUCUGCACCAAAACAAAGAUUAUUGGUGUUUUAUCGCUUGGCUGACAGAAUGGCUGAAAAAUUGAAAGGUCUAUUCGUCCUGUUUGCUGGUUAUCUUGUGAAAAAUGCUGCCAUCAUUUUAGAUGAGACAAAUUCUUCCAAAAAUGAAAAGACAUUUUUUUCAAAUGAAUAUGAAGAAGAAGAAGCGAUUGAGAAGUCUUCUGAACUUUUGGAUUAUGUCUUAGAUUGUUUGUACAAAUGUUUUUUGUAUGACAAUCAGAGAUUUGUGAACAGGGAACGUUUUGAUAGAAUGAUUCAACCGUUAGUUGACCAGAUUGAAAACUUGCUUGGUCAUUCAGAAACGUUUGACAAAAGAAUAUCACACCAUCUGGCGCCGUGCAUUUCACAGUUUGCUGUAGCAGCUGGUCAAGAGAUAUAUUGGAAACCUUUAAACCAUCAAGUUUGUUUAAAAACUCGACAUUCUUCUCCUCAGGUUCGUUUAGCUGCGUUAAAAGUUAUACAGGAGUUGAAUCGCAAACUUGGUGAAGAAUAUCUUAGCUUGCUUCCUGAAAUAAUUCCUUUUCUUGCUGAGCUUAUGGAAGACGAAUCCUUUGAAGUGGAACAAAAAUGUCAGCAUGUUAUCGGCGAAAUGGAAGAAGUACUCGGUGAAUCAUUGCAGAAAUAUUUUUAACGUUUUACUGAAUGAUCACGUGACUUGUUACACCAUUUGCUGAGCGUCAAAUGUCAUUAUUUUGCCGAACAUGCAUGGUGUUAACGUUGUACAGUUAUACUGACAGCUAUAGAGUAAAGGAUGUUGAUAAUUGUAUUUUUUUAUACCAUUUAUUGUACAGUAUUUUAUUUUAUAUAAUGAGUUGACAACGAUGUGUGUAGCUAUGAUGUAUUAAAUGCUGUUGAAAUAGUGAGGCUUUUAUGUUAUUGUACUACAGGGUGUGUAAAAAAAUUAAAACCCUUUGAAAUCA